Messenger RNA from Haliotis rufescens (red abalone), 1835 nucleotides. Its product is annotated as excitatory amino acid transporter-like. Gene Ontology annotation, molecular function: L-glutamate transmembrane transporter activity; neutral L-amino acid transmembrane transporter activity; glutamate:sodium symporter activity. Lineage: Eukaryota; Metazoa; Mollusca; Gastropoda; Lepetellida; Haliotidae. Gene Ontology annotation, biological process: L-glutamate transmembrane transport. Gene Ontology annotation, cellular component: plasma membrane. The coding region runs from base 63 to 1580 and encodes 505 amino acids. The transcript is spliced from 10 exons. The record is from RefSeq and is a predicted model, not a curated record.
GGUUAUCACCGGGCCGUCCUCAUGCCAGGCUCCACAGUGUUGAGUGUUGGUGUUGUUGUAUCAUGGCGAGCGGGAGUCAAAGCAAAGUUACGUCGUCCGACGUCGACGACGGGGCUGAAAGAGGAAAGUCUUGUGUACCAAAAUGGUUUCGGCAAAACUUACUUGUGAUUUUGACGUUAAUAUUUGGAGUGGGUUUGGGAUUUCUGGUGGGCUUCACGAUUAGACUUGCUGACCCGACGGAAGAGGCGUUGAUGUGGCUAGGGCUUCCGGGGGAGCUGUACAUGCGCAUGCUGAAAGCCACCAUCCUCCCGCUCAUCGUCAGCAGCGUCAUCGCAGGCACCGCCUCCCUGGAUCCACGAUCCAAUGGAAGGAUCAGCGUCCUGUGUCUUGGCUACAUCAUCGUCACUAAUGCCAUCGGUGCCGCCAUUGCCGUCAUCGUCAGUCUCAUCAUCAAACCAGGAAGUAACCAGGAGAUAGCUGCUGACAUGUCCAAGCCUGAUACGAAGAAUCUCCAGACUGAGGACAUCUUUGCUGACCUGAUAAGAAAUUUGUUCCCGGACAAUUUAGUAGCAGCUGCCUUCCAACAAUCACAGACCAAGUACCACCUGGUGUCAGAGCGAGUCAUCACCGUUAACAUUUCCGGUGGCAUCAUAAAUGAAACCGAGGCUGUCUAUAGUCAGAGCCUUGGCGUGUCUUCGGGGACGAACAUCCUAGGUCUUAUAUUAGCCUGUACAGUUAUGGGCAUGGCCGCUUCCAAGUGCGAGGACAUUGGGAAGCCUUUUCUCAAAUUCUUCCAAUCGACCUGUGACGUCAUGAUAAAGGUCCUUCGCUGGAUAGUUUGGUACACCCCCAUUGGCGUGGCGAGUCUGAUUGCAAGCUCCGUGGCCAAGGCUAAAGACAUCGACACGGCUUUCACGAGUCUGGGGAUGUUCGUGCUGACAGUCACUGUCGGGAUGGCGAUCCACCAGAUGAUUCUGCUACCUCUCGCCUACUUUGCUCUUACCAGGAAGAACCCGCUGGCGUUUUUAUUCAGUGCCUCUCGUGUUUGGAUGACAGCGUUCGGCCCACCAAGCACCGCUGUAUCUAUCCCGGAACAGCUGCGUUGUCUGGAAGAAAAGAAUCACAUCAGUCCCAAGGUGACCCGCUUCGUGGUGCCGUUCGCCGCCACUCUCAACAGGGACGGCAGCUGCCUCUUCAUCACCGUCACGGCGAUGUACAUUGGCCAGCUGGAGGGACACACGGACGCGGGGAAGAUUGUCAUGAUAGCUAUACUAGCGACCGUGGGGUCCCUCGCCAUUCCCUCAGUCCCCAGCGCUAGCAUCGUCACACUACUGAUCCUGUUAUCAUCACUCAACAUCCGGGCAGUUAACAUCGGUCUCAUUUUAGCGGUAGAAUGGUACACGGACCGCAUCAGGACGACCAGCAACUCCAUGAGCUGUCUUCUCUGUGCCGUCUUCACCUACAGAUUCUCGGCGAAGUUGCUGUCAACGCAGGGGCCGCCAGGUGGCGAUGACGCUGUCUCUGAAGUGACAGUGACCAUGAAUAAUGAGAAAGAACGUUCUUUGAACACUAAGCUAUAAAUACUCACUACCACAUGUAUUUGCGGCACCGGCUGCUCCAACCACCCGGAAUUGGGGAAUACCCUUCUUAAAAUAUACUCAUUCAUUGAGUGAUAUUUACUCGGGAUCAUCCAGUUUAUUGUUACAGUUAAUUUUUUUUUUUUUAUAAAUCUUUUUAUUAUUAUUCCAUUUCAUGUAUAUUAUUAAAAGUGUAGGUAUUAACAUGUGUAUAUAUGACAGUAUUAACACAAGUUAUAAUUUUCAUAGGUGAGAACA